This is a messenger RNA of Trichosporon asahii var. asahii CBS 2479, 657 nucleotides long. Its product is annotated as YhhN-like protein. Lineage: Eukaryota; Fungi; Basidiomycota; Tremellomycetes; Trichosporonales; Trichosporonaceae. The transcript has a single exon. The record is from RefSeq and is a predicted model, not a curated record. Bases 1 to 657 code for a protein of 218 amino acids. Gene Ontology annotation, cellular component: membrane.
AUGCUGCUCAACACCGUCGUCCCUUCGACGGGGCCGCUCAUCACCGCCGUUGGCCUUUCCGGCCUCCUCCUCUCCGAAUACGCUCGCUCAAAGCCCGGCGUCUGGCUCACCAAGCCCCUCGCAUCCCUCGGCUUCCUGUACACCGCCUACCACUCACCCGCCGCUGCGACCUCGUUCGGUAAGACCGUCCUGGCUGCACUCGGCCUGUCCUUCCUCGGCGACGUCUUCCUCAUCCCCGACAACCCCACCACGUUCCAGGCUGGUCUCUUCUCCUUCCUCCUCGGUCAUGUCGGCUUCGCGCUCGCGUUCUUCAACUCCGGCCCCCUCGACCCUCAGCUGACCAUCGCUGCGGCCGCCGGUGAGGCUGUUCUCGGCGGCCUUGUCUGGAAGUGGCUCUCGCCCUACCUUCCCCAGGCUGACCGCAUCCCUGUCGCGCUGUACACCACCGUCAUCAGCGCCAUGACCGUGCUCGCGAUCGGUAGCUCGAAGAACUCCCCUGUCCCUUGGGAGCAGAUUGCAGGCGCCAUCGUCUUCCAGCUCUCUGACCUCUGCGUUGCGCGUAACCAGUUCGUCACCCGUGACCUCUGGAAUGGACUCAUCGGCCUCCCGCUGUACUUCUUCGCUCAGCAGACGAUCGCGUCCCUUCUUUGGGCCUAA